Drosophila hydei is the source of this 1774-nucleotide messenger RNA. RefSeq lists its product as uncharacterized. The transcript has 3 exons. Lineage: Eukaryota; Metazoa; Arthropoda; Insecta; Diptera; Drosophilidae. The record is from RefSeq and is a predicted model, not a curated record. Bases 106 to 1266 code for a protein of 386 amino acids.
AACAGCAACAGCAGCAGCCGAGCAUCCAAUUGACUUUUUUUUUUUGUGUUCAUUAAUUUGGCUGUGCACGUGCGUUGAAAGCAUUUUCAACUGCAAGACUUCGCAAUGGAGCACCAUACAUAUGCGAAAAGUGGCUCUAAGAAGUGGUCUGUGGAGGAGAAGCGUCUGCUAGUGACAAAACGCAUCGAAGCUGAGGAUUUGUUCUCCAAAUAUUCGUCGAAGCAGGCGGAGCCAUGGAAAAAGUUCAAGGACAUGGCCAAAAUAGGCGACUACAGCGAGCGCGCGCUGCGCAAGCAGUGGCUCAACAUGGUGCAGCGGUAUCGCAUACAGAAAUCGAAUAUGCAGGUGACGCCGCUCAACAAGCAGUGCAUCGAUGUGCUCAAUGAGGAAUGGGAGUUCUUUGGCGAGAUACAUGCAUAUAUGAAUCAGAAGACCACCGACCUGCACUCCUAUGCCCUCAAGGAGCCCAAUGUGCAGGAGCAAUCACUGUCGCCGUCGCAGUCGCCCAACAAUUUGGCCAUACGCGGCGUUGUCAAUGAUCACAACUUUGGUUCAUUGAUAGCCAAACAAUUUCAAAGGGAAUUCCGGUUGGAGCCGGUGGCUGUGGAGCAAGCUGCACCGCAUGCGCAGCAGGAUGAGCUGGCCAUGAGCUCCGCUGACCAGCGCUACACUCGCUUUAAUGCGGAAACUGGUGGGGAUUCGCCCCUGGAUCUAUUCACUGAUUCGGACUCGGAGGAGAGCUCACAGCCAUCGGAUCCGGUAGCCGUUGAGGUAUCCGAUCUAUCUGAAGUGGAGUCCCUUCUGGCCUCGCCCUUGCCCGCCAAGUCAGCGUCCGAUAUAUGCGAGACAAACACGGGGGACACGGGGGGCGAACAGCUGCCCGCCAGCUUUGAGACAGCAUCGGGCUCAAUACCGCUGGACGAUCAGCAGCAGGCAGCCAAAUCAGCCAGCUGGUCGGGAUCAGCAUCGCUGAUCGAACAGCAACCAGCAGCCAACAGGCCGACGGCCCACAGAAAGCGCAAGGCCCUCAGCGAAAAGGAUAAAUAUUAUAGACAUCGUCGCCGCUACGAGCAUCGCAUGGAGCGACGUCUGGGCGGGCUGUGCAAAGUUGCUGGACAGCUAUUGGAGCAGCUGGUGCCCGGCGUCAGUGUGACGCCGCUGCUCACAAAUAUCUACAAUAGCGUCGACGACUACAACUGCAAUAGCAGCUGUGACGACGACGACGGCGACGGCGAGGAGUCCAAUGAUGAUGUGCCUCAGCAGUGAGCGGAGAAGCUCGAAAACAUCAUGUUCCUCUAUAUAAGAAUCAUAUAUUGCUUUAUUUACACACACACACAUACACACACACAGGCGCACACACACGGACAGGUAAAAAGGAAAAGCAUGAACUGUAUUUAAAGAAAAGACUUGACAAAGCAUGAAACGCUAGUUCGAAACAGGAUCUCGCUAGGAUCAGCAAGGAUUAUUGUAGAUACUCGCUUAUGGCUAACACACACACACAUGGAAAAGAUGAUAUAGAUAUAUAUAUAUAUAUAUAUAUAUGGAUAGAUACUUAUGUAAAUAUAGGCAACGGAUUGCGCGAAGACGGAAGGACAGAAGCAAAGAUUUGUGUAUUAAGACUUUCCGGGACUGUUCUAAAAGACCUACUCAAAUUGGUUUAGAUAGCUGAUAUAUAUAGCAUAUAAAGAUGAAAUUUGAUUGUUUAUUCUUAGAGUGUAACUAUUAUUUAUAGUUAUGUGCAUUCUUCAAUAUAACUUUAUGCUCAGAGUGGAGA